This is a messenger RNA of Cucumis sativus (cucumber), 2025 nucleotides long. RefSeq lists its product as uncharacterized. The record is from RefSeq and is a predicted model, not a curated record. The transcript has 4 exons. The coding region runs from base 138 to 1661 and encodes 507 amino acids. NCBI's taxonomy places the organism in Eukaryota, Viridiplantae, Streptophyta, Magnoliopsida, Cucurbitales, Cucurbitaceae.
CGUAACAGACAGCUGAUGUAAAAGCGAGGGGGGGAAACAGAACAAACCUCCCCCCUUAUUCUUCUUUCUCUUUUCUUUCUUCCUUCCUUCCUCACAACCUCGACCAAGACAAAGAAAUACUCCACGCUUCACUUAUAAUGGAAGACUCUGAGAAAUUGACUGCCUUGAAGAAGGCUUAUGCUGAUAUAAUCCUCAAUACGGCGAAGGAGGCUGCAGCGCGUAUUAUGGUUUCUGAGAGGAACGCUAUUCGGUGUCAGCAGGAGCUCUCCACUACUAAAGAUGAGGCGUUCCGGAUUCUGCUUAGGCUUAAGCAAAUGUUGGAUUCUAAGGUCAGUGAGGCAGAGAUUGUUUCUUUAAAUCAAAAGAAAAAGAUCGAAGAGCUUGAAGCUCAGCUUGAGGAAGCUGAGGACAUAGUGAGGGAACUUAGAGUUCAGUUGCAGGAAGUUCAAGAUGAAUUGGAACACGUGAGAAACAAAAAUGUGGAGCCCCAAGAUAAGCAAAACUUGGCCAAUAACAUUGUGUCUCCAGAGGCUUUUCCAAACUCACAUGAGAAGAUCGCACCUUAUGACAUAAGUUCAACAUUAAAUGGGACAUGCCUUGACAGUUGGCCUGAAAGUAAGAAUGACUCGCAGAUGGAUAAAGGCCAAGUUCAUAGGGAUUUUGCCUCUAUGGUGAUGAGGAGCAAAGAACCUGAGCUUUACAGAAAUGGCUGCACUCAGAGAGUACGUGCAUUUGAAAGAAAAUCGUUUGAUGGAAAAGUAUGUGUGACUGGACAAGCUGAAGAUGUCAAGAAUAAGGUGUGUAAUAUGGAUGAAGAAGAGGGUAAACUGAUGCGUAAAACAAACACUACCAAGGUUGAUAAUAUCAGUGGAGAAAGGAAAAAUUCUAAUGAGAUCAAGGCAUUGCCUAAGCUAUUAAGCAGGGAUACUCAAGUACCAAUUCUUAAAUCCCUCCGUCGAAAAAGAAAACGGGCUACUAGAUACAACAAGAAGAAAGUUUUAACUGUUCUUGAUGACACACCUAAUCAAUGCAAGUCGCCUGAUCUUCACUGCUCAGAAAGUCUUUCAGUGGAUAAUGACGAUGCUGGGAAUUUUUUGUCAAAAAAGGAAAUUGAUAGUCAGAAUGGUUUAAUUUUGCUUUCAACCCCCUUACUGUCUGAAAUUAAUGAAAUACCAACACCUUCAGGAUGUCCUGACGCCAGUGAGGGAGAUGGAGCAGUAAUAAAUGAUUGUCCUCUUAGGAACAUGACAGACCAUGAUACAGCAGUUGUAGGUAAAUCUGACUUCGGUAGCCAGGAAAGUUUAUGUGGGGAAAAUUUGGAGGCGUCUACUGAUAAAGUGGACCUUGAUCCAGUUAAGGAGUCAUCAAUCCAAUUGGAUAUGAAAAACUCUGAUGUGAUUGAUGAGAUUCCUAGUCAACAGUCAAAUAAUAAAGUUCUCAAGUAUACAUUCCAAAGAAAGCGAAAGAAGGAAUCUUUGAGCAGCCCUGAUGGUAAAUCAUCAGUUGAUGAAAGCAUAUCAAAGAAAAGGAUGAAGGAUAAACAAAGUGUAUCGUCAGAAUCAGACAAGUUUAGCUUAAUGACAGAAUCAUCACGAGACAACCGUCGGUUGGCUCAGGUUGCUCGGCAGCUCAUAUCUUUGUCUGAGAAGAAGUGGCGGUAGUAGAACUCUGGGUGUCCAGAAAUUCAUAUUUAUUGCUUGAGAAAUAAAACCAGCUGCAACAAAAAGAAAAAAGAAAACGCUGAAAUGGGCUGCUUAGCAAGAAAAUAUUGGUUGCACUGCACAGCGAAUGAAAUGUUUUUCCAAGCAAGUUACACAGGCCAUGAGCAAGUACGCCAUAUGGGCACUAUAUGUCCACUAACUUAUGAAUGUUUAUGUAAUCUUAAUAUCCUUCCCUUCGUCACUAUAUUAAAAACUUGAAUCUUGGCAUUUUUCUUUCCUUUGGGAAAGCUUAGUUAAAUUAUAUUCCAAUUUUCACAUGAUAUUAAUUUCUCGAGUCCUUGUGGUAACAACGUCUAUAAGAAAA